AUGCGCUGGUCUGCAAACAAUUCAACUGUUCCUUCUGAUGUUGCUACAACCAAUGAUCUAUUUCAAUCAAAUACAUGUACAACUUUGCCUCUAACAAUUCCUCAUCAAAAUGAUUCACAAAUGAUACAUCAGCUCCGUCCAUGCGAUUUAGUAUCUCUUGCACAUUUUUCAACGCUUUCACUUCAUCCCAACAGCAGAUCAAGCAAAUCAACAUUCUCUUCCUUUGGAGCAAAAAAGAAGCCCACUCCCGUACCAGAGAAUCUUAAAGACGCGGCGUAUCGUGAGCGUCGUCUGAGGAAUAAUGAAUCAGCUAGAAAAUCUAGAGAAUUGCGACGUCAGAAAGAGGAAUGUACGCAAAUACGAUGUUGUCAACUUGCUCAUGAAAAUCAUAUUUUACGAACUGAGCUGUCACUUCUACGUGCUCAAAUUGAACAAUUCCGACAAAUACUGUCCUCUAUAUCGCAGAAUUCACAAACAAACAUCAUCAUUCCGUACAAUCCCACUGCUAGUUUUUAA
This is a messenger RNA of Thelazia callipaeda (thelaziosis nematode), 516 nucleotides long. The record is from the annotation of a GenBank genome assembly. NCBI's taxonomy places the organism in Eukaryota, Metazoa, Nematoda, Chromadorea, Rhabditida, Thelaziidae.